Messenger RNA from Maniola jurtina (meadow brown), 4472 nucleotides. It is a transcript of the gene orb, whose product is annotated as cytoplasmic polyadenylation element-binding protein 1-like. The transcript has 13 exons. Gene Ontology annotation, biological process: negative regulation of cytoplasmic translation. Gene Ontology annotation, cellular component: nucleus; cytoplasm; synapse. Gene Ontology annotation, molecular function: translation factor activity, RNA binding; mRNA regulatory element binding translation repressor activity; mRNA 3'-UTR binding. Bases 584 to 2572 code for a protein of 662 amino acids. Lineage: Eukaryota; Metazoa; Arthropoda; Insecta; Lepidoptera; Nymphalidae. The record is from RefSeq and is a predicted model, not a curated record.
AGAGGCUUGGAAAAAUCCUUGAUAAAAAAUAAUGUAUGUAUGCAACGCAACUGUUAUAAGAUUUUUGGAAAUUUUGAUGAAUUAAAUUAGAAUUAAGAUGUUCAAUUGACUGGAUAAAUUAAAGUUCUAAUUUAAGAUGCUAAAUUGACUUGUUGCAACGCUAACUACAGCGCAUGCGCCAUCUUGCCAACCAAUGGUGGACGAUGGCGGCAAAAUAAAAUCAAUGUUUUUUUAAUUUAGUCUUAUUUUAGAGCUCAAAUAAAUAUUGUACAUUAUUGAAUAUUAAACUUUAAAUUGUUUUCUCAUUAAUUAAUAGCCAAAAAAUAUUCUAUCAUAAUUAAAACAAAAGGAAGUAUUGAAAAUGUUGUGUGAAAGUGGGCGUGACCUACGCCGGCGGGGCAUCGUUGGCGAGGGAGUGGGAGGUGGGUAGGGAUAGUGGAAGGGUGGAUGCGGCUUCGUGGUUUCCCUGCGCACAAGUUGCUUCUUAGUUGGCGUUUUGCUGCCGAACAGGCAACAGCUCUCUGCGAAGGUGGAGCAAGCCGAAAUUAUAGUUCAGAAGAAACUUUGAAAUUGUGCGGCAACCAUGCCGCUUUUACAUCGGGAGAGUAGUCGCGGUGGCGGCGGCUCGCAGGAGAGCCGUUGCUCGGUGGCCGAGAUCAUGGACGCCUCUCGCGCCGGCGACGCGAGCGCGCCGAAAGCAAAUCUUGCUAAUGGUUCGAGUUCCGCGUGGCGCUGGGAACCGCCGGGCAGCCCGGAGGCGGCGCAGAGUCCCCGCGCGCUGGUGCCGGCCGCCUGCUUCCCGCCCCGAGAACAUCCCCAGGCUUUCUCUAGCUUCAGUGAGCUAGCUGAGCCGGGCAGCUGGUCGAAAGAACCCAUCGAGGGCCUUGCGGACCUGGUGGACUCCUUUAAGGCCCUGGCGGCGCCGUCGCAGGUCCUGCGCCGCGCGCCGUCCGCGCAGAAGCGCAGCCGCUCCAUCCAGACGCGGCUCAGCUGUGAACUUACCGUGGAGUCGUGGCCGUCUGAGGCAGCGUUCUCGCAGGCGCAGGCCGAGCGUCAGGACGCGGCGCGCCGCGCAUCUUUUUGCGGCGCCGUGGACCCCGCCCACAAGUUGCUAACUUGGAGCGGCGUGCUGCCGCUGCGCUGCAUGGACGCGAACCCUCCCGGCGGCUUCUCCGCCAAGGUGUUCAUGGGCGGCCUGCCCUGGGACAUCAGCGAGGAGGCGCUCAUACACGCGCUCAAGGAGUUCCACCCCACAUGCGUGCAGUGGCCGGGGCUGGACGCGGCGCCGCGCGGCUUCGCGUACGUGACGCUGGAGAGCGAGCGCCGCGUGCGCGCGCUGCUGCACGCCUCGCGCCGCCACGCCGGCAAGUGGAUCUACCGCGUCACCUCGCGCAACAUGCGCACCAAGGACGUGGAAGUGAUUCCGUGGGCGCUGGCGGACUCCAACUGGGUGUGCCCGACGCGCGGCGGCGGCAGCUCGGUGCGGCUGGAGUCGGCGCGCACGGUGUUCGUGGGCGCGCUGCACGGCGUCAUGUCCGCCUCCGCGCUCGCCACCAUCAUGGGCGACCUGUUCUCGGGUGUCGUGUACGCAGGUAUCGACAUGGACAAGCACAAGUACCCGAUCGGGUCGGGGCGCGUGAUGUUCAACAACGUGCGCUCGUACGUGCGCGCCGUCUGCGCCGCCUACGUCGAGAUUCGCACCGACAAGUUCACCAAGAAGAUCCAGGUGGAUCCAUAUCUGGAGGACGCGAUGUGCUCAGUUUGCAAUCUGCAGCAGGGGCCAUACUUUUGCCGGGAGCCAGGCUGUUUUAAAUUUUCUCAUUUCAGUUACUUCUGCCGUUCUUGCUUGGCGUGGCAGCACCCUUUGGAGAACCACAGGGUGAUCACGCGCAACUGCAAGUUUAACAAGUUCAACGGAAGCAAUGGCAUUGUCAACAACGGCAACAGCUACAGUAACGGCAAUGGCAUUGUCAACGGCAAUGGCUACAGCAACGGUAAUGGCUACAGCGAUGGUAAUGGCAUUGUCAACAACGGCAAUGGCUAUAGCAACGGUAAUGACUAUAGCAACGGCAAUGGAAGCUAUAGCAACGGCAAUGGAAGCUAUAGCAACGGCAAUGGAAGCUAUAGCAACGGCAAUGCAAGCUAUAGCAACGGCAAUGGAAGCUAUAGCAACGGCAAUGGCCAUGGAAGCUAUGUCAAUGGCCAUGGAAACUAUAUCAAUGGCAAUGGUAGCUACAAUGAGAAUGGUAGCUACAUCAACAGCAAUGGUAAUUACAAUAAUGGGAAUGGUAGUUACAUCAACAGCAAUGGUAGCUACAAUAAUGGGAAUGGUAGCUACAGCAACGGCAAUGGCUACAGUUACGGCAAUAGCAGCAACGGCAGCAGCAACUGUAGCAGCAACGGCAGCAACGGCAGCAACGGCCAGCGCCAGUCUGCCAGCGAGCUAGGCAGUCUGUGCAAUGGCCGUGUAACACCAGCUCGCGCGACCCCGGCCACGUCCACGAGCGGCGCGUCGGCGGCCGACGGCGGCGACGAGCUGGCGGCGCUGGGCUGGGGCUCCGCGGAGCCCUAGCGGCCGCGCACCGGACCGACACAGAUCCCACGAUUGAUGCGCACAAUCCUCAACAUUCCAAGUCGGGAAACUCUAUAGCAUUGUGAAUCCUGAACACCUUCGAGGCUUAGAGGUUCGCUAAAAAUAUCUAGGAGGACUUUCAUAUUCUUCUGAAACAUUGUGGAAUGCAUUCAAAAACUUCGGAGCGUGAUAUUCCCGCGACAUUGUGCGAGAUCACAAUGCAAAACGUUAGUCGAAAUCUGUAGCUCUGAUGUAGUCCGACCCAAAGUAUUGCUCCUGAAAACCUUAACGGUGAUAAAAUUCCCGAAAAUUACGCGAACUCUUUUGUGUGGAAAGUGCGUAGCCAGUGUGGCGUAGUGUCGGUCUGCACAGUGGUAUUGUCGAGCCGCUAUUAAGUUGGGCGCUUCGUCAGCCGUAGCUUAUAAUGGUUAGUCGUAGUGUCAAUCGAUUUUAAUGUGAUUAAUCCACUUAUAAAUCAUUUUUAGUUGAUUUUUUUUGAAUACAAUUUGUAUUAAAAUUUAUUUACAUUUUUUUUUUUAUUCGAAUUUUUAAAUACAGUUUGUAUAAAAUUUUAUUUACAUUUUAUUUUGUUAUCCUUUUUAAGUUGAUUGGAUGAAUUUAUUUUAUUCAAAACUUAUUUUUAUUAAUAAAGUUGAUUAUUUUAGGUAUGCAAAGUAUGGUAUUUAUAAUUUUGCGUUAAUUGACUUAUUUUUCAGGACCCUUUAGUGCAAGUUUUAAGUAAAGUCAUUUGACAAUGUGGCCAAUUAUGUACACAAUCUCUAAACUGAAAAGUCUAUAUAGCUAUUCUUUUCAAAAAGCUUCUUGCAGGAAAGGGAUAGCACUAGACCCAUCAGUUUAGAGAUUGUGUACAACAGAAUUCGCUACACUAAAUCUCAAAGAAAAAUACCUGACAACUUGCACUUUAGGUUCUAUAUUGACUAAUUUGUUUACCGAAAGCCCGCGAGUGCCAGACCUUCGUUAUUUUAUGAAAGUUUCUCUGCGUAUUGUCCCCAACAACGGGAGGAACUCGGUGACUAUGAAGUUUGGAUUAUGGUGGCGUUGGGAGAUUUUUUCAUUUUUUUCGGUAUAGUAUUAGAAAUCGCGUCAUGCUUUGUCAGACUCUUAGUGUUUGUGGCAACUCUCUGCCAGACGCCCUUAAAGUUUAAGGGUGUCUGGCAGGGAGUUGCCACAAAUAAGGCGUGUCUGGCAAUGCAUAUGACGUUUCUAAUACUAUUCCGAAGAAAAUAUAAAAAACACUUUGAAGUAAUAACGCCUUUGUUACCCUGUUAUCUCCCAAAGCCACCAUGACCCAAACUGCAAAUUCGCUGAUCGUUCCUGUGUGGGCGAUAAUACGCAGAACCUCGGCUUUUAUUAUAAAAUAAAGGUCUGGCCCUCGCGGGCUAGUCCAUUAGUUUUAAGUUUAUUUAUUGUGUAAUUAUUUUUGAAUUGCCAAAACAAAGCCACUAUAUUUAUGUGUAAUUAUUUUUAACUGGCAUAUUAAAGCCACUAUUAUGUAUAAUUAUUUUUUGAAUGUUAAAUUAAAGCCACCAUUAUGUAAAAUUAUUUUUGCAUUGGCAAAUUAAAGCCACUAUUUUUAUCUACAAUCAUUUUUUAAUUGGCAAAUUAAAGUCACUAUUUUUAUCAUGUAAGUUAAUUUAUAACUUGUGCCUAAAAAUUAGAGAAAUUUUAACCAAUUUUAAGGUGCCUUUAGACUAGGCUGUCCAUUGUUAACUUUUAAACAUUUUUAAAUGGCUUUUAAAUGUAAUCGAAGUAAAUUUUAUAGAAUUUUAGGAAUGUUUAUAAUAUUGUAAAAUAGCAGUAUUGAAUGCUGUUUUUAACUAGCUUGUUAAUUGGUUUUAAAAUAUACAGAUCAAUGUUAUAACUAAUUAUAAAUUAUAUU